UGGAGGCCGGAAGUGCAUGCAUCCUCCGGAAGUGCUCCGACUCUGAGCGUCCGCCCGGCCAGGACCCUCAGCUCCACCUCCGAGGGGUUUGCACUCUGAGCCUCUCGUGGUCCUGAUGAACCAUUUCGCGUUCCUCAAGUGUAUGACCCUCAGAACUUCAGCGGCGGGCGGCUUCGGCACUUUGGGACCGGCCAGCAGUGUGCAGAGUUCGAAGUCCUGAGAGGCAAGAGAUCGAAAUGGCUUCCAGAGGAAAGACAGAGACAAGCAAAUUAAAGCAGAAUCUAGAAGAACAGUUGGAUAGACUGAUGCAGCAGUUGCAAGAUCUGGAGGAGUGCAGAGAGGAGCUCGAUACAGACGAAUAUGAAGAAACCAAAAAGGAAACUCUGGAGCAGCUAAGUGAAUUUAAUGAUUCCCUGAAGAAAAUCAUGUCUGGAAAUAUGACUCUGGUCGAUGAGCUAAGUGGAAUGCAGCUGGCUAUCCAGGCAGCUAUCAGCCAGGCCUUUAAAACCCCAGAGGUCAUCAGGUUAUUUGCAAAGAAACAACCAGGUCAGCUUCGGACAAGGUUAGCAGAGAUGGACAGAGAUCUCAUGGUAGGGAAGCUGGACCGAGGCCUGUACACGCAACAGAAAGUGGAGAUACUAACAGCUCUCAGGAAACUUGGCGAGAAGCUGACUGCAGAUGAUGAGGCCUUCCUGUCAGCAAAUGCAGGUGCUAUACUCAGCCAGUUUGAGAAAGUCUCCACAGACCUUGGCUCCGGAGACAAAGUUCUUGCAUUGGCAAGUUUCGAAGGAAAAAACAAAGAAAUGACAUGGUGUGGAGGCUUGGGACAUUGAUCACAUUCUUGCUGUAAAUGGCAGUUGUCUUCUAGGGGUUUUGAAUCAUUGCAAAGAAAUCAAGAGAUUCUUGAAAUGCACUGAUAACCUAAGAAAAGGUGACAGGAAAACAUACUUGUGGCUUCUGGUUAUACCCUUCAUCAUUGUGCUUUGUGUAGGGCCACCUGCCUCAGUCAUCCCAGACUUGUUGGGAUGAGGGACCCGUUGGACCUUAUUCAUUAUGUCUUAUGUGUUUUUUUAGAGAGAACAGAAAACAGUUUCUCUGCCUGUUUUUAUUAAGUUUCCUUGUUUUUAAGUGCUGACAGUAAAUGAAAAGAUGUGAA
This is a messenger RNA of Mustela erminea (ermine), 1156 nucleotides long. It is a transcript of the gene LZIC, whose product is annotated as leucine zipper and CTNNBIP1 domain containing. The record is from RefSeq and is a predicted model, not a curated record. Gene Ontology annotation, molecular function: beta-catenin binding. Gene Ontology annotation, biological process: negative regulation of Wnt signaling pathway. Gene Ontology annotation, cellular component: nucleus; beta-catenin destruction complex; cytosol. Lineage: Eukaryota; Metazoa; Chordata; Mammalia; Carnivora; Mustelidae.